Aspergillus calidoustus is the source of this 3903-nucleotide messenger RNA. The record is from the annotation of a GenBank genome assembly. Lineage: Eukaryota; Fungi; Ascomycota; Eurotiomycetes; Eurotiales; Aspergillaceae.
AUGGCUGAUCCACGGGCCUACACGGUCGGCUGGAUCUGCGCUGUCCUCGUCGAAUACGUUGCGGCGCAAACAUUCCUUGAUGAGGAACACGAGGGACCCGCUUAUCUGUCUCCAAACGAUGCCAACGACUACACUCUGGGUAAAAUGGGCGGGCAUAACGUUGUUAUCGCUGUCUUACCCAACGGGGAGUAUGGUACCUCCUCUGCUUCGGGUGUUGCAAGGGACUUGUUGCACAGCUUUCCCAAUGUUAAGCUUGGUCUUAUGGUUGGCAUAGCUGGCGGCGCGCCCCGCCUAGAUGACGAUGUCGUACACGAUAUCCGUCUCGGGGACAUUGUUGUCAGCUCCCCGGGCCGGGGUAGAGGGGGUGUGCUCCAUUACGACUUCGGUAUACAACGGCAAGAAGGCUUUACACAGACUGGAUUUUUAAACCAGCCACCAACUAUCCUUCGGACGGCAGUCAGCGGGUUGAGGUCCCAGUAUGAGAUAAAGGGGCAGAAGCUCCAGGCGUCCAUUGACAGUAUCCUCAAUAAAUACCCCACUCUACGGGAGAACUACUCGCGGCCAGAGGCGAGCAGUGACCGCCUUUAUCGAAGCAACGUUACCCAUCCCAAUGCCAACGGAUUGGGCUGUGAAACAGUAUGUGGGGAUGAUGCUUCGAGCCUGCGAGGUCGACCGGAACGCCCGGCUAACAGAGAUCGCCCGGUGAUUCACUAUGGGUUGAUUGCAUCCGGAAAUCAGUUAAUGAAGGAUGCUUUAUUGCGGGAUCGGCUUUCCAGGGAGGAAGGGGUCUUGUGUUUUGAAAUGGAGGCAGCCGGUCUGAUGAAUCAGUUUCCCUGCCUUGUGGUUCGUGGUAUAUGCGACUAUUCUGACUCUCAUAAAAAUGACAAGUGGCAAGGAUACGCUGCGAUGGUGGCAGCAUCCUACGCAAAGGAUCUCCUAUGUCGAAUCAGUCCGAGCCGGGUGGAUCACGAGAAAAGGCUUUGUGAGGUGCUCUCUAGUGUCGAAGCGAAAGUUGAACGAUUUUUGCACAACCACGAAUAUCAAGCUGUCCUUGACUGGCUCACUCCAACGGAUUAUUCCCCCAAGCAAAAUGAUGCCAUCAGACGCCGGCAUAAGGGAACUGUGAACUGGCUACUGGGGUCCAGAGAGUUUAAUGAAUGGAUCACGGGCAAUAAUUCGACAUUGUUCUGUCCUGGGAAGCCAGGGGCGGGAAAGACAACGGCAACAUCUUUGGUCAUUGAUUUUCUCUCAAAGGAGCUUGAGAAUCCCUCAAGCAUUGGGAUCGCAUACGUGUAUUUCAACUUCCGGGAACGACAACAGCAGCAAUUAGAGGAUCUCUUACUAAGCAUGAUAAAACAGCUGGUAAGACCCAACGCCCUUGGCGGCAUCAAAACAUUCUACCAGAGUCACAUGCGGAAAAAGACCAGGCCAACUGUUGAUGAGAUCCUUGACGUUGUUACAAGAGUCGUUGCCCGGUUUUCCCGAGCUUUUCUCGUCGUCGAUGCAUUGGAUGAAUGCCAUACGGCGUCGAGGUUUCUGUCGGUACUAUUCGAGCUGCAAGUCAGGUCUGGCGCAAGUGUAUUUGCUACAUCACGGUUCAUACCAGAGAUCAUGACAUUAUUCAGCGGAUGCCCAUCGAUUGAAAUCCGGGCUACGGACGCAGAUAUUGCGAAGUAUAUCGCUGAAAACAUUGCACAUGAGCUGCGACCAAUCGUCCUGGAGGAGCCUGACAUGCCUAGAGAUAUCAUCACUGGCAUUGUCAGCGCCUCUGAUGGCAUGUUUCUCCUCGCGCAACUGUAUCUAGAACUACUCGGUAACCAGACAACACCGAAGGCUGCAAGGCUUACGUUGGAAAGCUUUCAAAAGAUGCCUCUGGCUGAAAAGAAAGACAGUGGCGAUGACUUGCUGGACUCCGCAUAUCAGCGUGUAAUGGAGAGAAUUGAGGACCAGAGGGAGGGGUUGCGGCGGCUUGCCAAACGGGCCUUAUCUUGGAUUGUCUGCUCAAUGCGGCCACUCCAGCCGCUAGAGCUUCAACACGCUCUUGCCGUGGAAGAUGACACAUCUGAGCUGGACGAGAAAAACAUGCCCAACCUCGCAGACCUCGUUUCUGCGUGCGCCGGGCUAGUUACGGUAGAUGGUGACAGCAAAAUCAUCCGACUCGUGCACUACACCGCGCAAGAAUACUUUGAGCGAACUUGGACAGUCUGGUUCCCUGGCGCGCAUGUGGACAUCGCAAAGACUUGCAUCACCGCCCUCAAAUUUGAUAGCUUUAACGCCGACCCAGGCGCUGCACAAGAGGGUGGACGAAAAAUAAGCGAUUCCCACCUUCUGCACGACUAUGCAUUACAGAACUGGGGACAUCAUGUCCGCCUGUCCGCGACCGAUGGGGAGCAGCUCGCCUUGCGCUUUCUUCGGGACGAGAGACGCAUGACCCAGUACAUCAGAGGCAUGGCCUUGGCCUGCUCCCUUCUGGGUCCUAACGGUGAAAACGACGGAGCAUCUGUUCAGGUUGCAGCGUACUUUGGAUUGCGAAACGCCCUGGCACUGCUGCUUGGCGAAGGUGAUUGUCGAAAGCAUACCAAGUAUGUGCAGGACCUGGAAGUGAAGAGGGACCGGAAGGCAGAGGCUAAAGAGCGAGCCGAGUCGAGGCUCUCAAAUCUCUUACUACUGGCCGCAUCAGAAGGGCAUGCCGGAACUGUGGAGCUAUUACUCGAGAUGGGUGCGCAGGUCGGGUCGUCAUCUAUGUGGGCUCCCAGCCCGAUGGUGAUGGCCGCGCAGGGAAACCAUGCUCCGGUCGUGGGCCUGCUACUAGAGCAUGGUAUCCCCCUGGAAGGAGGAGCCCUCAUCGCAGCUGCAGGGGCUGGUAGAGAAAGAGCCGUCCAUCUGCUUCUCGACAAGGGCGCAGGCGUGGACUGGAAAGACUCGCACGGCAACACAGCACUGUCAUGCGCUGCAGCAAAUGGACACGAAAGGCUUGUGCGGCAGCUGCUUCAUCGUGGCGCCAGUCUCGAGUCCGGAGAUUCUGACGGUAUGGAUCCAUUACUACGGGCAGCGAUGGCGGGACAUGAACCAAUAGUAAAGGUGUUACUUGAACGUGGGGCUUGUAUCGAGGUCAUGGACGCCGCCGGGAGAACACCUCUGCUAUUGGCGGAAGCGCAUGGGCGCGAAGCUGUUGUUCUGACGCUGCUCCGUCAGGGUGCUCGCCGUGUCGAAGAUUCUCUGGGCCGGACACCCUUGCUUUGGGCAGCGGAGACUAGGCGAGAGGCCGUGCUGCGCUUGCUUUCAGAGGAGAGUGCUACGCUGGAGGAAGUAGAUUCUGAUAAUCGAACCCCACUCUUGUGGGCUGCAAUCAAUGAACAAGAAGCGAUGGUCAAGCUGCUCGUCGACAAGGGUGCGCACCUGGAGGUACGGGACGACAGAGGUCGAACCCCAUUGUUAUUGGCGGUCGUCGCUAAACAAGCGGCGCUGGUACGAUUUCUUCUCGAAAAAGGGGCCGAUCUCGAGGCGGAAGACGAUGAUGGCCGAACUGCCCUCCUGUGCGCAGUAAUGGGUGGAGACGCGCAACUGGCGGAGUUUCUGGUCGAUCAGGGCGCUUGUUUGCAUGCAGCGGAUAACAAGUAUGAGCGGACAGCACUACUGUGGGCCUCAAGACGAAACGUUCCAACGCUAGUAAAGCUGUUACUAAAGAAAGGCGCCUGCAUCGAUGAUGAGGAUUAUGACGGUCAAACCUCGCUGUCUUUGGCUGCGAGGUACGGCUAUGACAGAGUAGUACACCUGCUGGUUGAGAACGGGGCCUGUAUAGACAGUGAGGACGAUCAUAGGCGAACACCAAUUGUGUGGGCUUCUCUCAACAACCAUCAUAUGAUUGUAAACCUUCUGGCAAAGCAUACCCGAGUGGCUUGA